Molecule: messenger RNA, 4698 nt
Organism: Urocitellus parryii (Arctic ground squirrel)
Lineage: Eukaryota; Metazoa; Chordata; Mammalia; Rodentia; Sciuridae
Gene: Npc1
Product: NPC intracellular cholesterol transporter 1
Biological process (GO): intestinal cholesterol absorption; sterol transport; cholesterol homeostasis
Cellular component (GO): plasma membrane
Molecular function (GO): lipid carrier activity; cholesterol binding
Source: RefSeq, a predicted model, not a curated record
GCUGCUUGCAGCCGCCCGCGCCUGCUCCCUCCCUUGUCAGGCGCUGGUCCUGAAACAGCCCCGGGAAGUGAAGAAGCAGCUCGGCGCUCUGCGGAGCGAUCCCGACCCUAGCAGAUGUGCGCAGCCCCGCGUGGCCGCAGCAUGAGCGCGCGCGGUCCAGCCCUGUGCUUCUUCCUGCUCUUGCUCUGUCCUGCGCAGGUGUUUUUACAGUCCUGUGUUUGGUAUGGAGAGUGUGGAAUUGCAUCUGGAGAUAAGAGAUACAAUUGCAGAUAUUCUGGGCCACCAAAGCCACUGCCAAAAGAUGGGUAUGACUUAGUGCAGGAACUCUGUCCUGGAUUCUUCUUCGACAAUGUCAGUCUCUGUUGUGAUGUUCAGCAGCUUCGGACUCUGAAAGACAACCUGCAGCUGCCUCUGCAGUUUCUGUCCAGAUGCCCAUCCUGUUUUUAUAACCUAAUGAACCUGUUUUGUGAGCUGACAUGUAGCCCUCAUCAGAGUCAGUUUCUGAAUGUUACAGAAACUGAAGACUACAUUGAUCCUAUGACAAACCAGACAAAAACGAAUGUCAAAGAAUUACAAUACUAUGUUGGACAGAGUUUUGCCAAUGCAAUGUACAAUGCCUGCCGGGAUGUGGAGGCCCCCUCAAGUAAUGACAAGGCCCUGGGGCUCCUCUGCGGGAGGGAUGCUGAUGCCUGCAAUGCCACCAACUGGAUCGAGUACAUGUUCGAUAAGAACAAUGGACAGGCGCCAUUUACCAUCACUCCCAUUUUUUCAGAUCUUCCAGUCCAGGGGAUGGAGCCCAUGAACAAUGCCACCAAAGGCUGCAAUGAGUCUGUAGAUGAGGUCACUGGGCCAUGCAGCUGCCAGGACUGCUCCAUCGUUUGUGGCCCCAAGCCCCAGCCCCCAGCACCUCCUAUUCCCUGGAGGAUCUUUGGUUUGGAUGCCAUGUAUGUCAUCAUGUGGAUCACCUACAUGGCAUUUUUGUUUGUGUUUUUUGGAGCAUUUUUUGCAUUGUGGUGCUACAGAAAGCGUUAUUUUGUCUCCGAAUACACUCCCAUUGACAGCAAUAUAGCCUUUUCUGUUAAUGCCAGUGACAAAGGGGAGGCGUCCUGCUGCGACAGGCUUGGUGCAGCCUUUGAGGGCUGUUUGAGGCGCUUCUUCACCCAGUGGGGAUCUUUCUGUGUCCGAAACCCUGGCUGCGUCAUUUUCUUCUCAGUGGUCUUCAUUGCUGCAUGUUCUUCAGGCCUGGCAUUUGUCCGGGUCACCACCAAUCCUGUUGACCUCUGGUCAUCUGCCAGCAGCCAGGCCCGCCAGGAUAAAGAGUACUUUGACACACACUUUGGGCCUUUCUUCCGGACGGAGCAGCUCAUCAUCCGGGCCCCCAAUACCAGCAAACACAUUUACCAGCCUUACCCCGCAGGAGCCGACGUGCCCUUUGGACCCCCACUUGACAAAGAGAUUUUGCAUCAGGUGCUCGACUUACAAACAGCCCUUGAAAGUAUUACCGCAAAUUAUAACAAUGAGACUGUGACACUUCAAGACAUCUGCUUGGCCCCUCUCUCACCUUAUAACAAGAACUGCACCAUUUUGAGUGUGUUAAAUUACUUCCAGAACAGCCAUACGGCACUGGACCAUCAAGUAGGGGAUGACUUCUUUGUGUAUGCCGAUUAUCAUACGCAUUUUCUGUACUGCACAAGGGCUCCUGCCUCUCUGAAUGAUACAAGUCUGCUGCAUGAUCCUUGCCUCGGUACAUUCGGUGGACCCGUGUUCCCGUGGCUUGUGCUGGGAGGCUACGAUGAUCAAAACUACAAUAAUGCCACUGCUCUCGUGAUUACCUUCCCUGUCAAUAAUUACUACAAUGAUACAGAGAAGCUCCAGAGGGCCCAGGCCUGGGAAAAAGAGUUUAUUAAUUUUGUGAAAAACUACAAGAAUCCAAAUCUGACCAUUUCUUUCACUACUGAACGAAGUAUUGAAGAUGAACUAAAUCGUGAAAGUAAUGGGGAUAUCUUCACUGUUGUCAUUAGCUACGCCAUCAUGUUUCUGUAUAUUUCCCUAGCCUUGGGGCACAUCAAAAGCUGUCGCAGGCUUCUGGUGGAUUCUAAAAUCUCCCUAGGCAUCACAGGGAUCGUGAUCGUGUUGAGCUCGGUGGCCUGCUCAUUGGGUAUCUUCAGCUACAUGGGGACCCCGUUGACCCUCAUAGUGAUUGAAGUCAUCCCGUUCCUGGUGCUGGCUGUGGGGGUGGACAACAUCUUCAUCCUGGUGCAGACCUACCAGAGAGAUGAACGUCUUCAAGGGGAAACCCUGGAUCAACAACUGGGCAGGGUCCUAGGAGAAGUGGCUCCUAGUAUGUUCCUGUCAUCCUUUUGCGAGACUUCAGCAUUUUUCUUUGGAGCCCUGUCGGUGAUGCCAGCCGUCCACACUUUCUCUCUGUUUGCGGGAUUGGCYGUCUUCAUUGACUUCCUACUUCAGAUUACCUGUUUCGUGAGUCUCUUGGGAUUAGACAUUCAACGUCAAGAGAAAAAUCGGCUGGACAUCCUCUGCUGUGUGAAAGGUGCUGAAGAUGGAAGCAGCGUCCAGGCCUCAGAAAGCUGCCUGUUUCGCUUCUUCAAAAACUCCUACUCUCCACUUCUGCUGAAGGACUGGAUGCGACCCAUCGUGAUUGCCGUCUUUGUGGGUGUCCUGUCAUUUAGUAUCGCGGUCCUGAACAAAGUAGAAAUUGGAUUGGAUCAGUCUCUUUCAGUGCCAGAUGACUCUUAUGUCAUAGAUUACUUCAAAUCCCUUGGUCAGUACCUGCACGCGGGUCCACCUGUGUACUUUGUCCUGGAGGAAGGGCACAACUAUACAUCCCUACAGGGGCAGAACAUGGUGUGCGGCGGCAUGGGCUGUGACAACGAUUCCUUGGUGCAGCAGAUAUUUAACGCGGCUCAGCUGGACAACUACACCCGGAUAGGCUUUGCUCCCUCGUCCUGGAUUGACGAUUAUUUUGAUUGGGUUAAGCCACAGUCUACUUGCUGUAGAGUCUACAAUAUCACUGAACAGUUCUGCAAUGCUUCAGUGGUUGACCCUUCCUGCGUCCGCUGCAGGCCUCUGACUCCGGAGGGCAAACAGAGACCUCAGGGUGGAGACUUCAUGAAAUUCCUGCCCAUGUUUCUCUCUGAUAACCCUAACCCCAAGUGUGGCAAAGGGGGACAUGCAGCUUACAGCUCAGCAGUUAACAUCCUUGGCAAUAAUACUGGCAUCGGAGCCACAUACUUCAUGACCUACCACACUGUGCUGCAGACCUCCGCUGACUUUAUUGAUGCUAUGAAAAAAGCCCGACUUGUGGCCAGUAACAUCACCGAAACCAUGAGCACGAAGGGCAGUAAUUAUCGGGUGUUCCCAUACAGUGUGUUCUACGUCUUCUACGAACAGUACCUGACCAUCAUUGAUGACACCAUCUUUAACCUUGGUGUGUCCCUGGGGUCCAUAUUUCUGGUGACCGUGAUUGUUCUGGGCUGUGAACUGUGGUCUGCAGUCAUCAUGUGYGUCACCAUUGCCAUGAUCCUGGUCAACAUGUUUGGCGUGAUGUGGCUGUGGGGCAUCAGUCUGAACGCAGUGUCSUUAGUCAACCUGGUGAUGAGCUGUGGCAUUUCYGUGGAGUUCUGCAGCCACAUAACCAGAGCAUUCACAGUGAGUGCAAAAGGAAGCCGCGUGGACCGUGCUGAAGAGGCGCUCGCUCUCAUGGGCAGUUCUGUAUUCAGCGGAAUCACACUUACAAAAUUUGGAGGAAUUGUGGUGUUGGCCUUUGCCAAAUCCCAGAUUUUCCAGAUAUUUUACUUCAGGAUGUAUUUAGCUAUGGUCUUACUGGGAGCCACUCAUGGACUAAUAUUUCUCCCUGUCUUACUUAGUUAUAUAGGCCCAUCAGUAAAUAAAGCCAAAAGUCGCACCACCCAAGAUCGGUACAAAGGCUCAGAGCGAGAACGACUCCUAAAUUUCUAGCCUUCUUCRAGGGUUUGUGACUUUGAACUGUGUCAAGGGGUCGGUCUGUUUACCACUGGACAGUAACUGCAUCGUCAAGACUAAGCUGAACACCCGAUGUUCCAGGCCUGGGGCUGUUGAACAGAGCUUCAGAUGUCCUGCUUUUAAACUCAGGAAUGUGCAUGUGACUUGGUGACUUGUGAAGCAGUAUUAUGAAAUCUGAAGGGACCUUUGGGACACUAAAGCCUCCCCCACCCCCCACCUAGUCCUUCAGGAAAGAAACCUCAUGUUUGACAAGAAGAAUGACACGUAGGGUAACUGUGAAUGUGAUCUGCUCAUGGACACUGUUUGAAGGCCAAUCUACACACUGGCUCCUUUUUUGGGGAGUAAGCCAUCAUACACAUUCUAUACCAUAUUUUUAGUAACAUUUGAGGAUAUUGUAGAUAUACUUUAUUAUGAAAUUUUGUAGUUUAAAGAGCUUUAUUAAUGCAAUAAAUUAACUUUGUACACAUUUUUAUAUAUAWAAAAAAAAAAAGCCUAGAAUGUUGUAGGCCUCAUUAGAGCUUGGUCUCCAAAAACCUGUUUGAAAAAAGCAACRUGUUCUUCACAGUGUUCUCCUAUGAAGGAAAACAGAGAUUUAGUCACCACUAGGUGUGACAGGAAAGGAAAACAAGAGAAUGUAGCUCACAGAUUGUAUACUGGGUUUUAACUUAUUUUUCUUUAAUAAAAUACCUGUUUUCCUAA